UUAAUUUAAGCUUCUGUUCAGAUGCUUCUAACUUUCACUGGUUUUCCUUCUUUUUCCUUCUAUAAUUUAUCAUUUAUAUGAAAUGCCCAGGAUUACAGGAACAAAAGCUGCUUUCAUUCAGGCAUCAGCACAGGGCAGGGACAGAUAUUUAUCCUCUGGUGUUUUCAGUUUGGUCUAUUUGGAAACAGAAAGCCUGCUCCAGGCUUUAUUCCUGCCAAGACAUGAGUUGGUGGUUAAGGUGUGGUUCACUUUCAGUUUCAUUUUGACAUUCUGAUUUUGGAUCCAAUUAAAAAUAGGAUGUGGUGAGCUUCCAAACACAUAUAUCUUUUUUAUUUCCAAGGUUCCCCGAGCUGGUUACUCACUCUCUGACAACAGCUGCAAAUUUAUGACUUCUAGGUGGAAAUAUGCCAUUGUCAAGAAAGCAUAGUGCUGUGAAAAGUUUUUGCCCCCCUUUUGAUUUCUUUUUGCAUAUUUAAGCCACUUAAAUGUUUCAGAUUGUGAAACAAAUGUGAUAAUUAAGAUGACCAAAAUGCUGUUUUUAAAUGAUGAUCAUUUCCUAAGAAAUAGAAGUUAUCCAAACGUAUUGAGGCCCGUGUGAAAAAGUAUCCCCAUAAUCCCCAAGGUUUAGUUUCAAUUUCACUGGUUACUGCCAGGCCUGUUGAAUCAAGACUCUACUUAUAUAGAACCUGUCCAAUAAACCGAAGGAGGCUAAAGCAUCUCAAAAAGCAACACAUCAUGUCACAAUCUGAAGAAAUGGUUUGUCAGCCUGGAGAGACAAAGACAUUUCUAAGGCUUUGGGACUCCACUGAACCACAGUGAGAGACAUUGUCCGCAAAUGGAGAAAACGUGGAACAGUAGUGAACCUUCACAGAAACAGACAACCUACCAAAUGCUCUUACUCCAAGAGGGCACCAACGACUCAUCCGGGAGAUGCAACAUCUAAAGAACUGCCACAAAAGCCUUAUCUUCUCGAAGAGUGGUGGAAUGGACUUGGAGAAAGAAUUCGACCACGGCCGAUACGUUUUUACCCUUAAUCGUUUAAAUCAUCAUUUAAAAAUUCAUUUGAGUUAUCUUUGUCAUAUUCGUAUGCAACAAAAAGCUAAGACAUUAUGAAGGCGUGAAUACUUUUUCACGUGGGCCUGACAAAUAGACGACACAAAAAGGUUAUUCUUUAGAUUUGUUAAGAAGGUGAAGCCGGUCAGACUAGUAACCGGCCAUGUUCAGCUUUGCUGUGGUAACCUACUUUCGGUUUGCACACAGUUUGGCAAAGAACGCUUUCUGAUAAUGUUUAGCCUGGUAGAGGUUACCACCUUGAGUCAGUUACAAGGGUGGAGCUUUAGUUUCAGCUUCAGGUUUCUGUGCUAUAACUUUGCCCUGUUAAAAGGUAGACGUCAUUGCUUAGUUCUGUUACUGCUGCAGCUUUAAAAUGAAUAAAAAGAUCACGUUUUUGUCUACCACACCACACAAAGAAAAGGAUGUACCUGAGUGUCUUCUUGGCAUUUUUUGGCAUUUACAAUUCUUUAUGAUAAGAAAGGGGGGACAAAGAGCAAAGGGAGUGGCAUGCUCCACAUUGGAUCCUUGCCUACUGGAAUAGCCUUUUGGCAUACCUGCUUAACCCACCGAAUUACACAGAGGCCCAACUUUAAUUCCUCCACCCCCUCGUUUUGUCUUUACCCACAUAUUUCUUAACCUCAAAUGUGUUGUGUGUGUUUAUAUUACUCAUCCUGUGUGAAACGGAAAUCUCUCCGAAAGCAUCAAACACAAAAAAUCAAGUUGGUUAACUUAGUGUAAUGAUAAGUCUCAAGGAAAUAAAUGUAGGCCAGUGCGACAUUAAUUACAGACACAUUACUUUCUGUAAAACGAACGCAUUGUUUUUUAAAAUGCCUUCCCUCUAUUAUGUAACUGUGUGGAUCAAGCUUGAUAUGAAUGGUAUGAGCGUGAUGUAAAUGUGUCUGGCAACAAGGCACAAUCUAUUUGGUUUAUCUGCCUGGCUGCGGCGCGGUGGAGGUGGAGCAGGUACUUUCCACUCCACUGUUGAAAACUACCCAUGUUUCCUUGUCAAUUCCAAAGGCCUGGCAGUGAACGCUGAUGCUGUUUUUCGGUUGUCUUAAGGUGGUCACAGAGCAGAAACUGAACAACACCUCACUGUGAUCCCCAAAAGGCAAACUAUGAACAUACAGUAUUUAGCAUACUGUUAGCAAUGGAUAGAAAACAAUGUCAUAGUUGUAGAAUGUAGAAAAGGGAUGAAUAUUAAUGAUAAUAAUAUUAAUAAGAAAAUUAAACAGUAAGAGAUUAAAGCAAAAUGUGAUCCAUUUUAGAGCUACUGAUGCCUGUUGUCCCGUCCAAAAUCAAGCUUUAGAUUUGAGGUGAAGUGCAGUUAUAUCUUAAGAUCUAAAGACACUUCCAAUGCAGGAAUGAGGGAGAAUAUAGUUCACCUAACUAAAACAACAAGCUUUAACCUCCUAAGACCCAAACUCUUUCAUUGCAUGCAUUUUUAAUUUCUCUUUGCUAUUUGGGCUGAUUGGGACCUGAUGAAUGUAAAAACAAAUAAUUACGUAAUUUAAAAAAAACUUACUUGAUUUUUUUUUCUGAGAAAAAUGACAUCCACAUAUGAGGAGAUUGGCUUUAAAUUUCGAUAGAACAGUGGCAGUAUAAUGUCCUCGUAAUUAGAUAUCAGGCCCUUGUAAAACAAAAUGUAGUAUUUUGGUCUAGACAACCCAAAAUGUGAUGUCCACAUAUGUGGAUGCCAGGUCCUAGGAGGUUAAUUAAAAGUCCAUCAAAACAUGCCAUGCAGGCUACAUGAAGCUAAGUAGCCUGCAAAAUAGUUGAGCCCCCUUUUAACGCUCAUGUUGCCAGGGGAAAAACAAAAACAAAGGGAUAUUUGAGGAUGUUGUGGCGACUGUAACGCACGGUGACCUGUUUGCUUUACAUCACCCUUGUUCCUCAUUAUAAACCGGUCCCUCGUGGCGCAUCUCUUGAACGUUUUCUUUGCUUCUUCCGUUGUUGUUAAAACAGACCUAAAACAGAUGCAGGGUGCACUCUGCACACAGAACCGCCCUUUAACGGCUUGGUGCGUUUGGUAAGGCAUGUUAGGCAAAGUGAAAGCAAAAGCAUUGUGAGCCACAGCAGGUUGGGCGCUCUCAGUGUAUAGGUCAUCUGAGGAUAUAUGCAGCGGCUGAUGGAACUUCUAUGAGACACACAGACUAUACAUCACAUCAGGGCGUUUACAGGACCUGAGCAUCACCCAGAGAGACCCGACAGAUGUCAAGAUGCUGGAAGUGGAUCCCAAUCCCAUCGCAGUCCCUUUGGACUUGGCGGAUCUGUUGAUAGAUAAUUUGGAUGAUGAUAUAAAUGAAAAAUUGCUGGAUGUUGAUUCCCUCUUUGACUACUUAGAACUCAACGACAGCCUUACUCAUCCAUGGACCUUUGAUGACCUCCCCACAGCAGCUGAGGUACCCAUCGCCAACAGCAUUGAGCAGAUACAGGAACCCAAAGCAAAAGGCCAAUCACGAAGGAGAAAAAGACCGAGAGAUUCUCAGCCACAGCCAUGCUCGGAUGAAAGGCCCAAAGCAAAACGGCCAAAACCAUCAGGUCAACCAAAAACCAAAGAGUCACAGGCUGAGCCAGCUGUUGAGCCAGGCAGUCAUCCCGCAUCAGGGCCAAGUCCAGCAAAGACUUUACCGAUGUCCACCGCCACUCCACCAAGAAUUUUUCGCGUUUACCCUUCCCAAACAAGCUCUGCGAUUCCCAUUCAGUUUAUCACUAUCUCAGAUUCCGCAGGAAAUCCAGUCCAGCUUUCUCCUCCUCCUCCGCUCAUUAGGUUUCCACUCCCCCGCAGCGCCACUACACCUACAUAUAUAUUAGUUCCUACUGUGUCACCACCCUCUAAAUGCCAAUUACCACCACUCUCCCCAGUCGAUGGCACAGUCGCUCCAGUCCAAAUGAGUUCGUCCCCACUGGGUUCUCUGUCAGAAACAGCUAGCAAAGCCAUGUCUCCCCCUUGUACCUCACCUGUAUCCCCAGGCAAUGAAAUGUCUCCAUGUAAGGAAUCACCUCUUCCUCAGUCUCCCAAGGUCCUUGAUAUUCCACAGAAUGUCAAGGACUACAUUCAAGAAGCCAAAGCUCACAUGAGUCAAACCUACCAGGAUAUGGAGGCGGGCCUCAGCCUGUCUUCUCAUUAUGUAGAUGUUCAAGUGAGCCAAAGAGAGGUAGUUCGCUCUGGGAAAAAUACAAACAAAUGCCUGGACAAGGAGCUAGUCAUCAAGGGAGACACAGAUCGGCAAAAAACCAUGCUGGCACUCAGUCAGAUCUUUGAUGGUUCAAAUGGAGAAAAAUCCAGACGUUACAUUUUGCUGCUUGGCAAUGCCGGCAUGGGAAAAACCACUCUGAUCAAGAAGCUGUGUAUUGAUUGGUCCAGAGACUGCAUCCCUCAGUUUGACUUUGUAUUCCUAUUGGAUGGCAAAAAGCUCAGUGUGACAGAGCCGGUCUACAGUCUUCAGACACUCCUGCUCAACCUCUCCUCCUCUGCCCCAUCCUGUGUGGACCCAGAAGCAGUGUAUGCUCAAAUCCUGGCAGCCCCUAAACGUGUGCUCAUCAUUUUUGAUGGUUUUGAUGAAUUGCGGAACUAUGAAACUCUACUUCAAGCUCAGGAAAAAGACCUAACAGCUUCACUGCAAAAAGACAGCAAGGCAAAGACUUUCACAGUAAGGCAGUUGUAUUCUGCCAUUCUUCAAAGGGUCCUGCUUCCAGGCUGCACUCUUCUACUCUCCACCCGGCCACGGGGAACUGCCAGCCAGCUGCUCAGGCGUACAGACAGCCUUCUGGAGAUGUGUGGGUUUACCCCAGCAAAUGUGGAAACAUAUCUGUCCCAGUACUUCUCUGAUCCUGGCCUCAGAGAAUCAGCUUUGGAGAGUCUAAAAAGCAUGAGCUACCUAAAUCUCGUUUGCUGGAACCCCGGACUAUGCCGGCUGGUGUGCUUGAUUUUAGAGCAGUCUAGAAGUGUGGAUGUCCUGCCAAGAACUUUAACUGGGCUCUGUCAUCAGGUGCUGUGUUUAAAAAUGGAUAAAGACGGCAGGAGUACUCCCACACACACCGAAGCUCAAGCACAAUCCAUAAGAGACACUGAGACACAAAUUUCAAAUACCUCUCAGGCGAAGAAAUGUUCGAAAAAUAAUCAGGGGAAGUCCAGAACGCAGGCACGCACUUCCUCUCGCACCCAAAGGGCAAAAAAGGCACAAGAACAGGAAGCGCAAGCAGACAAAGUGGAUCAGGAUCUCAGGAGCAGUGGUGGAGAAGCUGUAACGGAGGACUUUGACUUGUUGUCCCAGCUGAGCUCUUUAGCCUGGGAAGGGGUCAAAGCCAACUCUUCCAUCCUUCCCACAGGACGGGACAUAUCUGGCAAAGUCAAGGCAUUUGGUCUGAGAACAGGCCUCUUUCUCUCUCAUCAGCUGAGAGCGAGUCCAUGCCUCUCAAAUAGUACCAAGGAGGAAGGAGAAAAUGAGACAGAAGCUGGAGAGACAGAACAGAGGACUGAAAACAGUGAAAGGACCACCAAUGAUUUAACUGAUCACCAAAAUGACCAGAUCCUCUUAUGGGCCAACCCUUUCCUUCAGAGUUACAUUGCAGGAGUACAUCUGGCUUUGUCAAGGACUUUAACAGACCGGUCCUUUCUCCAGACCCUCCCUUUCCAGUCUGGAGGGAAAGGUCGUCGGCGACCUCAAAGGGAGGAACUUGAGCUCACUCAGCGAUUUGCAGUUGGCCUCUUGUUCCACAAUAGGACAGAACUGCAGCGAUUCCACACGCAUACAGAGACAGCCUUUAGAGAUAUGGUGGCUAACAAGCAGGGGUUGGUAACAAAACACCUGGAAGGGCUUUCUUACGCUGACCUUACUCCCUCCCAAAUCUUGGAGGCAUGCCACUACGUCUACGAGGCGAGUUUUACUCACAGUGAUGGUGGCCGAGAAGCUGGCAGGACUCGGCUGGUGACACACCUAGCAGCAAAUCUUCCAGAGUUCCUGACGUUUCAUGGAGUUCAACUAAGCCCGCCAGAUGUGUUCACUGUUCAGAAAGCACUUGAACAGGGGGGAACUGAAGGCAGACGUUUCUGUUUGGACCUGGAGGACUCUGGCAUCCAGAUCUGUGGACUUCGAGCUCUGGUUGGCCUCAACAACAUCAACACAUACAGGUCAUGCAUUGCUGACGCCAUCACCCUCUGGGAGCUGCUGGAGCAGAGUGACGAAGAAAGUCUCCUCCAGAGGGCAGUGUCCAAGUUCACAAUCCAUCCUUUGAAAGCUAAACAGGUGUGUCAUAUAGAGCACCUGGAAAAGCUGGUGAACAUACACAUUCACAAGAGGCUAUCAGACAGCUCCAGCGAGUCUCACUCCAUCCUGUCCGAGGGAGUGCCAGCAGUUAAAGAGCUACACAAGCUGGAGUUUGAACUUGGUCCAGAUAAUGGUCCUCUGGUUCUUCCGAAGCUGUGGGAUCUCCUGCCAGGGCUGCAUAACCUACAGCACUUGGACUUAGAGAACAGCAAGAUCGGGGACAAAGGAGCAGAGAAGCUGGCCAGUGCUUUAGUCUCACUCCCUUCUUUGGAGAUACUUAAUCUAUCACAGAACUGCAUAGGAGACGAGGGUGUGAAGAAGUUAGCAGCCACACUGAAGGACCUGCCUAAUCUGCACUGUUUAAGUGUCUACAGCAACAUGAUUUCUGAUGAAGGGGCAGAGAGUUUAGCAGCUGUUCUCCCACACAUGGCUUCCCUCACUGACCUUGACGUAAAGUUUAACAAACUAACAGAUGUCGGCGCACAGAGCUUAGGAGCCAGCCUAAGAAACUGUACAAAAGUUAAGACUUUAAGGAUGUGGAACCAGUGCAUCCCCUUCGGUGUGCUUGAGAGACUCAUUCAGCAGGACAGCCGCAUCCGAUUGCACUAAAAUGCAAUACCUCUCUACAAGCAUAUGAACUGUUUUCAUCAUGCAUCUCAUGAUGUAUACUUAAAUUGCACAAUACAUUUUCAAACGUGUGUGCUUGCAAGGAAAGGACACAAACAAAUUAUUAUGUGAAACUUGAGAUUGCACUACAACUGACGUACUUGCUGCUUGUUCUCUGCUGCUGGUUCUUCAUAACAUUCCACUAUCUGCAUUACAAAGUGUGUGUGUGUGAGUGUGUGUGUGUGUGUGUGUGUACUGUUUUUCAGUACUUUCAACUUCAAAAAGCACAAUUGCACUUUUAUAGUCACCCUUUGUUAUUAAAGGUGGCUGGUUUUUUUCUUCUUUAUAGUUGUCUGUCCAAGUUUUUGCCAUUAUCUGCCUUUAGGUGCCUUUAUUCGUGUAUUUGUGGUGCUGUGUGUGUGUGUGUGUGAGAGAGAGAGAGGGGGGGAGGAUAACGGUGUUUUUCUGGCUAUAAAUUAUACAGUACUGAUUGUUGGUUACUUUUAUAAUAAUAAAAUGCUUUGACACUCACCCUACUACUAUUUUUAUAGUGUUUUCUUUCCACUGAUGCCCCUGUGUUCACUGAAUUCAAUGGGUUUUUUGAAAAAAAACCUUCUUUUCACUUCCUUCACUGCAUGUUUCUGUUCUCCAUUUCGAUGCAAACUGACCUUUAAGAACGUCAGUCUCUGCGUGCGCACUCGACGAAGUGAUAAAAAACAAAAUUACAUUUGUUAGAUACUUCAUUACUAAUCUCACACGUGAAGCAUGAAUUGUUGGUAAUGAAAGAACUGGGUCGAGAUUGAAUCUCAACAAAUAGAAAGGGAAAAUACUGGAUUCACAUUAUGAAUAGACCUGAAAGUAAGCAAAUAUCCAUCUACAGUUCCUGGCAGCACUGCUUCUCGGAGUCGAAUCAAAUAACAGGCCGUCACAUCUGGCCGUUAUCACGCAGAGCGUACUCCCACCACGCUUUGCAAAUUCUAACAAAUCUGAACACUUAGCAUUGUUGGGGAUUUCCAUCAUCGAAUUGUGGAGACUUCAAAGAAUUCCCACAAUUUGAAGCCACUGCUGCUGUUCUCUGUUGCACUCACUCCCUCUUGUGGUUAAAAAGCAAUAUGACAUCACGCUGAUGCACAUGAUUAUUAAUAAAACCCUCACACCUGCAGAAAUACACAAGCUGAUGGUUUAAAGAAAGAGGCUACAAGCUGGCAUUCGCUCAAAGUUUAUUAAAUACACAAUGGAAAAUAAAACUCUACAGUUCAUUUGAGCAUGUGCAUGUCUGCAAAGAAGCCGAUGCGGUGGGACGACACAAGCACAGGUUGUAUGUUUCCCGCGAGAUGAUGAUGAUGAUGGUGGCCCUGAACAGGGUAGCAUGCCUGGGAAACAGCAUGGCCACUGACUUUUGUACAAAAUUAGGAAAUCUGUUACAGCUUCAGAUGCUACUGUUUUCAUACCAAAACUAAGAAGCACUGUUGUACUGACAUUGGUCAAUGAAAAGAAAGCCGCCUGCUAACAUUGUUUACAGCAUGAGACAGCGAGAUUACACACUUCCUUAAAUAUUAUCUCCUAUUCACAGCCUUACCUCGUAUUGAUUCUGUUCCUGUUUGAUUAAAUUCCACAUAAACGUAUGGAAUACACACAGUAUUCAUACUAUAUAUUUUAUUAGUAUCCUGAGUUUUAGUGCCCUGUGGUCUAAAUACUGUUUCCAAACACAUGUUUUCCCUCCAAAAAAACUUAGCUAUGGACAUCUUGACAAAAACAACUACCAAAAUAUCACCAAGGCCUUAACCCACAUAAAAAACGAUUUGGUAUCAGGUAUCAAUGAUCGGCUUUUUGUUAAACUCUGGUGCCAACUCUCUGAAAAACAUUCUUAAAUUACUUUGUUUUCAUCCAUGUUCUUGAAUCACAGCAAGACUCUGUAUUCCCUUUUUCCCUAUUAGUUAAUUACACAGUGUGGCUGUGGAUUAUUAUCUCCCUAUAUUGAGUGCUGACGAGGGAAAAUACCAGCACCAGCAAUCUCGGUGAAAAGCUGCCUAGCAAAAUAUAGACAAUUUAUAUUUACUUUCUCCCCAUCCACAAUUGGCCAAGCUCAUGGAUGAAAUGGUUACCUGUGAACCAUUUCAUUUGUAUAACUAUGUAACUGAUCCAUUGCUUGAAUCCAGUUUAUUAUUGCUCUUGAGAAUAUACACUUCAUAAAAAGCAGCUCUAAAUUUGUGACAGCACAAGCAGGAGAACACAAGGAAUUAAACAGCUGGCUCAAAAUCCUCUGAAGACGGUCAGCAUAAUGCAUCUCGUCUCUCAGUAAAUUGUUGUUUUUUU
Messenger RNA from Haplochromis burtoni (Burton's mouthbrooder), 9242 nucleotides. It is a transcript of the gene ciita, whose product is annotated as class II, major histocompatibility complex, transactivator. The record is from RefSeq and is a predicted model, not a curated record. The transcript is spliced from 22 exons. Lineage: Eukaryota; Metazoa; Chordata; Actinopteri; Cichliformes; Cichlidae. Bases 3270 to 6929 code for a protein of 1219 amino acids. Gene Ontology annotation, biological process: positive regulation of MHC class II biosynthetic process; positive regulation of MHC class I biosynthetic process; inflammatory response. Gene Ontology annotation, molecular function: ATP binding; protein binding.